GCACAGUCAAAACAACACCCCUGAGGAUCUCGAACGCUAGGGAGGACCCUUUGUGGGGAGAAUAAACAAAGCCCGAGAACUGUAUAUAAUGCUACCUCCAGGUCCGGCUGCUCUCAUUUCUUUUCCUGUCGUACACGAGUCAAUCCUUCACUUCCAGUCACUCUUUUCAGCCUCUAUCUUUGUACGCAUACCUCCCUCACCAAGUCAUUCUUUAAAACAUUCGAUCUUAUCAAAUAUCGCAACAAUGAAGUUUACUGGAUUCACCGUUUCUCUCGCCCUUGCUGGCCUGUCUUAUGGCGGUGCCAUCCCCAUCGCCGGAGGCGCUCUCAGUGGUGUCGAGGGUACUCUGGGCGGUACUGAGGGCGCCGCUGCCAAGCUCAUUGCUCCUGUCGCCUCCACUGCUGGCGGCCUGACAGGCGGUCUGAAGCGUGACCUUGGUGAGGCUGCUGGUGAGACUGUCGAGGCUGUCCCUAGUGUUCUCAACGGUGCCACUGGCAUUGCCGGCAGUGCUGUUGGAACCGUUGAGAGCACGAGCUCGGGCGUUGUUUACACGGCGGAGAACGCUGCCAGUAACACCAUUCCUGGAAAGCGGGAGUUCACCGAUGCCGCUGGACAGACCCUCGAGGCUGUCCCUAGUGUUGCUAAUGGUGCUACCGACAUUGCCGGCAGCGCUGUUGGAACUGUUGAGAGCAUCGUCUCUAGCGGUGCUAACACGGUGGAGAAGGACGUUUCCGGCGUCGGCGCCGGCAAGCGUGAUGUUGAUGGAAUCGUUGGCACCCUCGCUGGUACCAGUGGUAGCUCUGCUGGCAGCACCGUCGGCAGCACCGUGGGAAGCACUGUUGGAAGCACUGUCCCUGCUACUGUUGGUCAGGCAACUGCUGGUCUCGGUGGUCUGGCUAAGCGUGGGAACUGCCUCGCCAACGGCAUUGACUCAACUGUUCUGAGCUCUCUCUACCGCAUCACUGACCAUCCCAUUCCCCUCAUCGCUUCCCUCGUUGAUCUCAAGCACGCUGCCGACAUUGGUGAGAUCACCAACGACCAGCUUGCCGAGUUUCCUGCUCUCCAGGUGCUGCUUUCCUUCAUCCACCUCUAAGUUCGCCCAGCUACCACUUUAUACCUUCAGCUUGGAGCGAGAAGCAAAUCAAGACGACAUGACCUAGGUCGCCGUGAAAUCCAUUCGUGUUAACUCCAUUCUUCGUGCCCUCAUGGGUAAUCCUCCUGGAUUCCUUAUUUUGAUUUACAUCUUUUUAUGAUCGAGUUUUUAUGUACCAUACCUCCAUGAGUGACCUUUAUACCUUCACGACUUCACAUGAGUAAUUUGCAUGGGAGCCAUAGUUUUACAACAAAACAUUCAUU
Messenger RNA from Penicillium canescens, 1356 nucleotides. RefSeq lists its product as uncharacterized. The transcript has 2 exons. The record is from RefSeq and is a predicted model, not a curated record. Bases 89 to 1093 code for a protein of 334 amino acids. NCBI's taxonomy places the organism in Eukaryota, Fungi, Ascomycota, Eurotiomycetes, Eurotiales, Aspergillaceae.